Messenger RNA from Salvia hispanica, 1746 nucleotides. The record is from RefSeq and is a predicted model, not a curated record. NCBI's taxonomy places the organism in Eukaryota, Viridiplantae, Streptophyta, Magnoliopsida, Lamiales, Lamiaceae.
GAUAUCGAAAUCACCUCGACUUUUCCACUCAAAUGAUUGGAAUCAAAACAGUGACCUCACUGAUCAAAUUACUCCGCCAACUGUUUGUUAAAAUGUCUACAUGAAGAAAGCAAACCAGAGGCGACACUUCCAUUCAAUUCAACCAUGGCGGAAGCUAAAACUAAACAAUUCACCAUCUUAAUGUUUCCAUGGCUAGCUUACUCACACGUCCACCCCUUUUUCGAACUCGCCAACAAUCUCUCCGCCAAAUCCUUCCGCGUCCUCUUCUGCUCCUCCGCCGUCAAUCUCGACUCCAUCCGCACCAAAAUCGCACUUGAUUCCCCCACCGCCGUCGAUCUAAUCGAACUCCCUUUCCCGCCGCUGCCGGAUCUCCCUCCCCACCUCCACACCACCAAAAAUCUCCCGCCGAAUCUCACGCCAGCUCUCAUUCAAGCAUUUCAACAAACAUCCACCGCCUUCAACGAAAUCAUGAGCAGAACCAACCCCGAUUUGCUGAUCUACGACUACUUCCAGCCAUGGGCGGCGAAGGAAGCCCGGCGCCGAGGCAUUCCCUCUGUUUACUUCGCCACCGCCGGAGCAGCGCCGUUUUCCUACUUCUACCACCUGUUUAAGCACGGCGGGGAUCGACCUUUCCCUCACGAAGAGAUAUACCUCACCGAUCGUGAAAAAGGAGACAAUCGCCCUCCGAUUAAGAUCGAAAUCAAGGAUGCGGAGGAAGACGAAGGCGCUUUCUCGUUUGGGGUUUUCGAUCUGUCAAACGACGUCGUUUUGAUCAGAGGAUUGCGAGGCUUUGAUGGGAAAUACUUCGAUUACAUGUCUGAGCUCUGCAACAAGAGAGUUGUGGCGACCGGUCCACUAAUUCACGAGCCCGAUCAUCGAAUCGGAGAGGAGAAUUCAGAGAUUCUGCAAUGGCUGAGUAAAAAGGAGCGAUUUUCGACUGUUUUCGUCUGUUUCGGCAGCGAACAUUUCGUAUCCAUGGAUCAAAUUAGGGAGAUUUCGAAGGGUUUGGAGAUGUGCAAGGCGAAUUUCGUGUGGGUGGUGAGGCUGCCGGAGGAGGGGGCUUGUUUGGAGGAGGCGGUGGUCGGAGGGUUUGUGGAGAGGGAGAGGGAAAGGGGGCUGGUGGUGGAGGGAUGGGCGGCGCAGGCGGAGAUUUUGAGCCAUGGGAGUGUCGGUGGAUUCGUGUCGCACUGUGGAUGGAGCUCGAUUAUGGAGAGUUUGUGGUGUGGGGUGCCGGUGGUGGCGAUGCCGAUCAAGUAUGAUCAGCCGAUAAAUGCGAGGGUCGUGGCGGCGGCCGGGGUCGGGGUGGAGGUGGCCAGGGGCCGGGAUGGGUGUUUUAGUGGGGAGGAGGUGGCGGCCGCGAUUGAUGAGGUUGUUGGGUCGGAGGGGAUACGGAGAAGGGUUCGGGAUUUGAGUGAGAGGAUGAGGAGGGAAGCGGAGGCCGCGGUGGAGGAGACGGCGGAGGAGUUGUUGUUGCUUUGUAAGAAGAGUACAACCGAGAUUUGUUAGAAUCAUCGCAAAAUUAUCUUUAAUUUGAUAUAAUAUGGAAAAAAAUAAUUAAAUCGGAAUGUCUUUUGGAAACCUUCCCUAAAAUUGAAACGAUACAGGGAAAAAUUAGUAUAGCCUCGAUGUAAGAAUGACACUAAUAAAUGGAAGUACUAAGUAAAGUAGUGAUGGAUUGAUGGAUUUAUUCUCCUAAAUGGAAGUACUAAGUGAAGUAGUGAUGGAUUGAGGGAUUUAUUUAAAUAA